Mangifera indica (mango) is the source of this 936-nucleotide messenger RNA. RefSeq names its product dnaJ-related protein SCJ1-like. NCBI's taxonomy places the organism in Eukaryota, Viridiplantae, Streptophyta, Magnoliopsida, Sapindales, Anacardiaceae. Bases 195 to 470 code for a protein of 91 amino acids. The record is from RefSeq and is a predicted model, not a curated record. Gene Ontology annotation, cellular component: cytoplasm; nucleus. The transcript has 5 exons.
UAAUUUGGACACUCUGUAUUAUUUACGCACUAAGAGGCGCCUCCAGUACACACUGGCAGACAUUAACAGGACCUUCGCCAAUAAACCGAGCGACAAAUCUGUCACACCAAAUCAUCAACAAAGAACAUUCUUAGCGCUCCGUCCAUUCAACUCCUUCUCAGCUCUCUUCUUUGUCCCCCACUCCUGACUAAACAAUGGCGAACAACAUGAUUUGGUACGAGUGGGUCGACGACGGCAACAAUUUUAAUGGAGCCGAAUACAGCCAUACCGACCAAGACCAGCAGGACUAUUAUAAAAUUUUGGAAGUGGAUUAUGAUGCUACCGAAGCCGCAAUUAGGUCCAAUUACAUUCGUCUGGCACUGAAAUGGCACCCAGACAAGCAAAAGGGUCUAGAAUGUGCCACUUCUAGGUUUCAAGAGAUAAACGACGCUCACCAAGUUUUGAGUGACCCUGUCAAAAGGAGGGAAUAGGACAGCAAUGGGAUAUUGUACGUCUAUGACCAUGACUGUAAUGUAAUUGACUAUCUAAACCGUUACAGAGGCCUGAUAUUAACAUGCAAUGGCCUUGGGAUGAGGCAUUCAAUUUUGUAAAGCCAAAUACAGUGAGCAAGACGGCUGGACGAUUUGGGGCUAUUCAAGCUGCAAGUCACAAAUUUGCUGUUACUACAAGUAGCAUCGAUGGGAUAAAAUGCAGAACAGUUUGUAGGUAUGAGAGGCUAACAUUAUCAGACAACCUCGUAUAAAAUAGAAUACAUUUUCAUCUUAACAUCAUUGUAUAACAUUGUAGGCUGGCCAUUUUACUUCAUCUAAGCCAAGGGUUUUCUUUGUCAUAUAAACUUAUCACAGUAGGCUUCUUGGCAAGAGGAAGAUAAUCCCACCUUUCAUUUUUUAUCUUGUAGACUGGUAGCUUCCACAGUACUAAAUAAUUGCACGUAAA